This is a messenger RNA of Peronospora belbahrii, 876 nucleotides long. The record is from the annotation of a GenBank genome assembly. NCBI's taxonomy places the organism in Eukaryota, Oomycota, Peronosporomycetes, Peronosporales, Peronosporaceae.
AUGAAUCACCGUAGUAAUUCAUCUGAAAUCGCACGACGUGGUCGUAGUCGUCAUGGUAUUAGUAUUCCAGGCCUCAAUGUUGAUAUUGAAAUGCUCGUCCAAAGUACACAGGGUUCAGCAAUGCAUUUUGGACGCAAGUCAUCAAACGAAAAAUUCCAUGGUUGGUUGUGGAAAAAGUCUGGUCGCUUUUCGAAAUGGCGGAACCAACAUUUUGUAUUGGAUGGUGCUUUACUAACGUAUUAUGAUACGUUCCCAACGGACCAAUUUGUCUCGGAAUCAUCCUUAAUGCCAAUCCAGGGUGACAGUUUAUUUACAACCAAGAGUGAAUCAACACCUGCAGGUGCAGUUCGAGUUGCACACGUUGAGACGUCGCCAAAAUCGAAGAUUGCAUUCAAGGUCUAUGCUGUUAGCGGGAAGAUUAUUGAUGUACGUGCCAAGAAUGAUACGUUGUGUAGACAGUGGGUGGAUCGAUUGAAUGAAGCAGCGGCCAUGGCGAAACGACAAGAGUCUCUAAAUAUUAGCACAACAAGUACUGCUUCGUCAACAGUUUCAGUGGGCUACUCGGAUUCAGAGCUAGACUUUCAGUGCAAUAUUGUGGACAAGAGUGGAUGGCUCGAAGUGGGUGAUCGCAAGUCAAAGCGAGCACGAUUUUGUGUCAUGCAGGGAAACAUGUUUACAGUCUACGAUACGGAAGACGCGUGGGCUGUACCUCUUAGUCGUGCGUACGUGACUCGUGCUGAGAAGGUGAGUGAAGCAACAUGCGAGUUUUCAGUGUCGACGACUGCUGGAAAAAUUACCAAAUUGCUUAUGUGCAAGGUACGGUCCCACGAUGAAAUGCACUUGUGGAUGGAGGCGUUAAGCAGUGCGUCCGAUUAA